This is a messenger RNA of Harmonia axyridis, 5930 nucleotides long. RefSeq names its product G protein-coupled receptor kinase 1 (gene Gprk1). Gene Ontology annotation, biological process: G protein-coupled receptor signaling pathway; regulation of signal transduction; protein phosphorylation. The record is from RefSeq and is a predicted model, not a curated record. Gene Ontology annotation, molecular function: ATP binding; G protein-coupled receptor kinase activity; G protein-coupled receptor binding. The transcript is spliced from 15 exons. NCBI's taxonomy places the organism in Eukaryota, Metazoa, Arthropoda, Insecta, Coleoptera, Coccinellidae. The coding region runs from base 319 to 2400 and encodes 693 amino acids.
CGUCGAACGGAAUCGUAGAAAAGCGCCUGUGAGGGAGCUCCUCUCAGGCUAAUCAAAAUCAGAGCUUUGUCACUCGUACAGUCGCUCAGAGAAAACCGUGGGAUCUAUUUCGUGUAUCGCAAUCUUAUUGAUGACCCAGGAACGAGCGAUAUAGAAUCUGUGACUGACAGGUAUUCCCUAUUUUCAGACGUUCCUUAUUAUGUAAUUUAGGUUUCGGCGUUAUGUAAGGUUGCCCGAAAAGCGCGUUAUUUUGGUUGGUGCUGUGCAGUGUGUCAAAAUAUGUUUAUUUGAGCGAAAGAGUGUUGUGUUAUCUGCAAAAUGGCGGACUUGGAGGCAGUGCUGGCCGAUGUCAGCUACCUUAUGGCUAUGGAGAAGAGCAAAUGCACUCCAGCUGCGAGGGCCAGCAAAAAAAUUGUGCUACCUGAUCCUAGUGUGAGGAGUGUUAUGCACAAAUAUUUGGAGAAGAAGAACGAAGUGAAUUUCGACAAAAUUUUUCACCAAACGUUAGGUUACUUAUUGUUCAAAGAUUUCUGUGAAAAUGUUUCGGAAAUUCCUGUUCCUCAGUUACGGUUCUACGAAGAGAUUAAAACUUACGAGAAAUUGGAAUGUCAGGAGGAAAGAAUGAAACAUGCAAGGGAUAUCUAUGACAACUUUAUUAUGAAAGAACUCUUGGCGAGAACCCACGACUACAACCCAGAAUGUUUACAGCAUGUUCAAAGGCAUAUAAUCAAGAACGAUGUACCUCCAAACCUAUUUGAGCCUUACAUAGAAGAAAUAUACAACCAUUUAAGGGAUGAACCCUUCAAGCAAUUUUUAGAAAGUGAUAAAUAUACUAGGUUUUGCCAAUGGAAAAAUUUAGAACUAAAUAUUCAGCUAACCAUGAACGACUUCAGUGUCCACAGGAUAAUAGGGAGGGGGGGUUUCGGCGAGGUGUACGGCUGCCGGAAGGCCGACACGGGAAAGAUGUACGCCAUGAAAUGUCUAGAUAAGAAGAGGAUAAAAAUGAAACAGGGGGAGACCCUGGCACUGAACGAGAGGAUAAUGCUCUCCCUAGUUAGUACAGGUCAAGACUGCCCAUUCAUAGUUUGUAUGACGUAUGCAUUUCAUACGCCGGACAAGCUGUGUUUCAUACUGGACCUCAUGAACGGCGGCGAUCUGCAUUACCAUCUGAGCCAACAUGGCGUCUUCAACGAGGCCGAGAUGAAGUUUUAUGCUGCCGAGGUCAUUUUGGGUUUGGAACACAUGCACGGAAGAUAUAUUGUAUAUAGAGAUUUAAAACCAGCAAAUAUUUUGUUAGACGAACAUGGACACGUUAGAAUAUCCGAUUUAGGAUUAGCCUGUGAUUUUUCGAAGAAAAAACCCCAUGCAAGCGUAGGUACUCAUGGUUAUAUGGCCCCCGAGGUAUUAUCGAAAGGCACUGCCUACGACUCAAGUGCGGAUUGGUUCAGCUUCGGCUGUAUGCUUUAUAAAUUACUGAAAGGACACUCACCAUUUCGCCAGCACAAAACCAAAGAUAAACACGAGAUAGAUAGAAUGACAUUAACUACGCUUCUCUCAAAUUUUCAGAAUGUUGAGCUUCCAGACGCGUUCAGCAAAGAACUGAAGUCUUUGUUGGAAGGUUUGCUGCAGAGGGACGUGGAUAAGAGGUUAGGCUGCAAGGGCAGGAGCGCCGAGGAGGUGAAGGAACAUGCCUUUUUCGCUGGUAUCGAUUGGCAGCAGGUGUACCUUCAGAAGUAUACGCCUCCACUUAUCCCACCUAGGGGAGAAGUUAAUGCUGCAGAUGCCUUUGAUAUUGGUUCAUUUGAUGAGGAGGACACAAAAGGAAUAAAGCUGGGCGACCAGGAUCAAGAAUUGUACAAAAACUUCCCGUUAGUUAUAUCAGAGAGGUGGCAGAAUGAGGUUUCUGAAACAGUCUUUGAAACCAUAAACUUCGAAGCUGACAAGGCAGAACAUAAAAGGAAAGCUAAACAGAAGAAACUGUUUGACUUGGAUGAAAAAGAGUCAGACUGCAUUCUUCACGGCUAUAUAAAGAAAUUAGGAGGACCUUGGAAUUCCAGUUGGCAGAUGAGAUAUGCAAAAUUGUAUCCCAAUAGACUGGAAUUGCAUCCAGACUCUGCCAAGCCUGAAAUGGUCUUCAUGGACCAAGUUGAUGAAGUCAGUUCAGAGUUAGUGCAAGUAAAAAAUGAGCAAUGUAUAGUCAUUACACGGAUAAAAGAUGGAAAAAUCAUCCUUACAAAUCCCGAUGAAAUAGGCCUAAGAGAAUGGCUCACCUCCCUCAAAUCUGCUCACAAACUAUCACAGGAACUAUUAGGCUCAAUGGCAAAAAAGGCGGGUAAAAUCUACGGUACAGAUUCCAACAACCGCAAUGCUAUAAUAACUCGUAAUACCAACGGUAACUAAAACCUAGGACUGAUGUAAUUCGAGUGAAGAUUAGUGGUAUCGAAUGCCUUCAGACCAAACCUGGUACAGGCCUCAAAUUGUAAACAGGCUAAAGAAGGUUUCAAAUUCUUUAAUGCAAUAUCGUAUGACCCACCAUUGACGUUGUUAAGCUCCCUAUUUUUUAAGAUUAAUACAAUUCGGUUUUGUAUGUUAUCGUGUAGUAAACAAAAAUGAAGCAUAUUACUCAUGACAACCAAUGUAUUUCUAGAUUAUUGUAGUAUUGAAAUGUUAUUUAUAAUUUUUAUUUAUAUUGUUGCAAUUUUUUGUAGCUUAAUGCAUUUAAUGUUGUAAAGAAGAAAUUUACUUGUAAUAACUAUUUAUUUUAUUGUACAUUCUAUAAUAACUGUUCUAUAAAUGUUUUACUAUAUUUUCUUAUUUGUUUUUAUUGUUAGAAAAGAUUUGUGCACUAUUCCAAACUGGUUGAUCGCCAUCGAUAAGAACAUUUUCGAAUUAUUGAUCAAAUUGAGGAAUUAAGAAUAUCGCUUUUUCUAUUUCAUCAUACACUCUGAAGGCUAUUAAGCAAUCAAGCAAAUUUCAAAAUGAAUCCUUUAAAAUUGUAAUUCCAUUUCAAAGUGCCUUUAUUGAAGACAAUUCAAAAACUUUUGAAUUUCCGAAUUUUCUCAAUUAACUGGACAAUUUCAGGAACAUAUCAUGUCAAUUCAAAACGUGAAAAAAAGAAAGAAAUAUGUAUUUUUGGAAGGUUUGUCGGUCGGAAUUGAAAGAAUACGGGUAAAAAAAAUACAUUCGCACAAUUUUGAAAAAAGUUUCAACAAGGUAUAGUUUCAUUUUAGAAAUAAAACCAUUGAAUGACACUCCUGUAUUGACUAAGGUAAUUUGUUUUAAUUCAAUUCAAAAGGUGUCAUCUCAUCCCUUUUUUGAAGUAAAAGUUCUUCCAAAAUUGACUUACACAAGAAUGAUAUAAUUGCUAUACUAUUAUAACGUUGUAAAUUCAGCAAAAAAUUCAUAAAGUGCUGCCAACAUCACCACAGAAAAAACCUAUAUUUCGUUUUACAGAUUCAAAUGACAUUUAAAGGACAGUUAACAAAUAUCCUCUGUAAAAAUUUUUAUAUUUAGGUAUAUUUCAUUGAGAUUCUUGUGGAAUCCAAUAAAGGUCAUAAGAAAUUCGAUGUUAACUUAAUGUCAAUGUAUAUUCCUUGAACAAACAUGUUCAGUAAUCUCACUGGUACCAACACCAAGCUAAGAAAUGUUAGGAUAGCUUGUAAUGCCAGCAGCCUUUGUAAAUAUCUGCUUCAAAGUUUUAACAACAUUAUUUCUUAAAUUUUAACAUCCGAUACACUCGUGCAACACAAAAAAUUUAGUUUGAAAUGGAAUUUUUUGUGAAAGAGGGAGAGCAGAAUAUUAUAGAUACUCCACUGUAUAUCAUUUCAUUAUAAUUCUGCUUUCUUAAUUCACAUAAUUUAGAUCCACUCAAAAUUUCAGAUAGUUAUUUUUAAUUUUUGAAAAUCCAAACACAUUAUUAUAUACAGAGUGAGCCUUUGACUUGUACAUAUAUUUUAACAGUAGAUUUUUGAGGUCAAAAGGAAAACUUUUUUCAUUUACCAUUUUUUCCGAUUCGGCCUAGAUGAAAUAUAUGUAUAAUUCGAAGAUUCACCCUGUAUAAGCUGCUGAUAGAAUAUAUUAUUGAUUCACCUGUAUAGUGUACAAUAUAAACACAGCAUCCAUUCAAUAAAGUUUCAAUCAUCCCUAAAACUUAAAAAACUUCAUAUUUCAGAGAACUUCUUCAAUCAGGAAAAAUCUUGGCAGAAAUUACAUCUCAAUUUUAUUGGUUUUCGAUUUGAGGUUUAAAUAAGACAAAAAUAUUCGGGAAUUAAGCUAAUUAUUCGAUUUUAUAAUUUCCGAUGAAUGCUUGAAUUUAUUGAAAUAAGUACAUAAACUCUGAUAACCCACAAAUUCUUAGUAAAUAUUAUACAAACAAAUAUAUUCAGUUUCUUUAGCGUAAUUACUUAAUACUCACAUUAUCUACAUUCUUUUUUUUUAAUAAAACCAAUAAAAAAAUAAUUACUAUGGAAAACAGUAUUUCAACAUGUAUUUACGAAAAAAAAAUUUUUUAAGGUCAUUCAGAAGAUCUCAGUAUACUGAUAUAUUUGUCCAAUACUGGUUGAAAUAGCUACGCUCUACCAGUAAAUUUUUGUUUCUGAACAUGACAACAUCGUGGUCGAAACUUUAAAUAUUUGUAAAGAUUCUGUAGAUUAAGUGUAGUUACUUCAACCUCAGUAGUAAAUCGAGUUCGCUGUAAAUUCAAUAAAUUUCAUCAAAUAGGUCAAAUACAUAUGACUUAUUUGAAUUAAAUGAUAGCCUGCUACACUAUUGAAUUCUUAGAGGACAAAUAUUUCAGACUGAAAUAUCUUAUCGAUAUACUUACAAACAUUAUUAAUAGGUAAAACUUUUACACCUAUAGGUACUGAACAUUAUUUUUAUGAAUUGUAAAAAAAUAUAGCCAUAGUUAUGAGGAGUGUUUCUGGAUGUUAAAAUAUUAGCUCUACUUUUUGACUUCUAGAAUGCUAAUAAUAAUUUUGUAAAUUUUGUAUAUAUUCUCAAUCUUUUAUGCAUGUAUCUUAAAAACUGUACACCUCAUCACUUUUUAAUCUUACAACUAACCCCCUAAUCAAGAGAAGUAUGGCUUCUCUUAAAAUGUAGGAAUAUUUCUUCCAAUAAGUGUGUAAUGUAGACUUAUGCUUUUGUAAUAAUCCUAAUAUGAACCUUAAAAGAAAAUCGUUCUCAUCUUGAUAAACUCUAUAUAACCUAUAAAACAAGAAGGGUAUAUACAUAUUUCUGAUAAGUGCCAUUCAUUUCAUAUUCUCUGGGAUAUUUUCAAAACAAAGUUUUUGUAUAAUAAUUUUGAAAUUGACUGUUACAAGAUUAUAAAAAAAAACUUGUGGCUUAGUGCAUUCAAAUUAUUUUGGAAAAAAACAAUAUUGGCUAAUAUCGAAUUCCAUUUUUUCAAGAGGAAAUUUUUUUGAGACACUGCCUGUAUAUUUUUGUGAAUUUUGUAAUUUGCCAAUGAAAAUCAAAAUCGAAAAUGUUCUGAUGGGUAAUUAUCGUUUUAAAGAGCCUAAUUAAUAGUUGCUUUCUGUUCCUUAGAGAAAUUUUAUAGAAUGUUGAUUUCAGUGUGAACUAGAAUAAAUGAGAAAAUAUCAAAAAGCCAAAAUUAUAUGAAUCAUGCGUUUAAGUUAAGUAAGUUAUAUUUUCAGUAGAGACUGCAUAUAUUGAAUUAUUGACCAAUAAUAGAGUAUUGUACCACAAUGGAGACUGUCAGUAGUAGAGUUUAAUCUAAAAAAAUACGGCGUCAAUAGAACCUGUAGAAAACCUUUUGGGUAUUAAAGUUCACUUAAACAUUUAGAAGCUGGAUGAAUUUUGGUUUUAGGUUUCGAUAGUUUUAUGUGUCUUCUUUGAAAGAACAAUAGAAUUUAUUUUUUUCAGUCUUUAGAUGUCAAUGUUGUAAAUUUUGCAUUAAAGUCACAUUAAUAGAU